AUGGUCUAUGAUAGUGAUAUAACAGAAAAUAUAUCACUAUCCCAUAACGAAAAGCAUACAGAAUCCCUAAAGGAUUUAAAUACAUUGGAUGAAAGAGUAUUACCUCCGGCACUCUCUGGUAGGAAAGCAUCCACUUAUUUAGGUAUCUUCAGAGAAAGUAUUGAAGGCAAUAACGUGGAUACAACAAAGCCAAAAUCUUUUUUGAAACAUGAUUCGGAUACUGGUUUAAGUGGUAGGGAUAAGGUUAUUGAUGAAGAUAAUACAAAGAAGAUUGAUUUGGACAGUGGAGUGAGUAUCUUAGAUAAUCAAUAUAUAGACGAUAACAAAGAUUUAAAUCAUCUACGGCAUGCUUCUAAUGAUAUUUUAAUUAAUACAUAUAAUAAAUAUAUUAAUAGUGAUAUCGUUAAUGAUAAUAAUAAUAAUGAUAAUGAUAAUAUUAUUGUAAAUAGACUAGAUUCCUCAAAUAAAAAGAAAUCCAUGUUAACUGUCGGUUUACAAAAAGCAAGCUUAUCUGGACCGAAUAUCAUGAAUCAAGAUAAUAUAGCGUCAAAUACCUUCAAUGAUGAUCUUAUGUUGAAGCCAGUCUCCUCCGCCACAUAUUAUCCACAUAAAUCAAAAUCUACUGUAUCAAAGACAUCAAAAAUUUUAAAUAAGGAAGAACAUAAUGAAAAUAGCACUGAUUUUAUAAAUACAGAUAAUGGAUUUGAAAAAUUAACAAAAAUUGAAUCAAGGAGUAGUGUGAGUAGUCGCAGAGCCAAUCGUAAAUUAACUUAUGGUGGUCAUGAUGAGUAUGAGGCACAUAAUCAGUUAUCCAAUCCUAACUCUUAUGAUGAUAAUAGUGACUUGACAUCUUCAGAGAAGGAAGUCCUAAUAAGAACUGAUGAUAAUAACGGAGAUAAGGGAGCACAAUACCAAAGUGAUGAAAAAGAACUAUCAAGUGAGGUGGGUAAAAGAAGAGAAAAAAUAGUUGAUAAUGAUGACUAUAAUGAAGAAGAUGACGAUGAUGAUGCUGAUAAAGAAUACCCAUUGGCUGUUGAGUUGAAACCAUUUACAAAUAGAGUUGGUGGACACACAGCAAUAUUUAGAUUUUCUAAAAGAGCAGUAUGUAAGACUUUAGUCAGUAGAGAAAAUAAAUGGUAUGAAACAAUGGAACUAACAAAUAACAAGUUAUUACAGUUCAUGCCACGUUAUAUUGGUGUUCUUAACGUCAGGCAGCAUUUUAAUUCAAGAGAAGAAUUUUUAAAUCAAGUGCCUACUCCACAGAAAGAAAAGAAUGAUGAUAGGAAAAGUACGUUAGAUUCAACUCUAGAAUCAGAAUAUUUACAAACUAAGUUAUCUAAGGAUGAAAAUAUUGGAGCUCCACUGGAACAUAUCUAUUCAUUUCCUCUGUCUAACAAUUCAAAACCAGCAUCAGUUAAAUAUAAUAGAAGCAGAUACAUCCACGGAUCAUUUUUACCCGAAGUAUCAAUUGAUGAUAACCAACAUAUUAUACCUGAUUCCUUAUGGGGACAUUAUUAUCCAAAUUCCCCAUCAAAUUCUUAUUCCCAGGUACAUUCACCAUCAUCAACAGCUAGUUCUGUGCCCGACGAUUCUUAUAUAUCAACAACAUUUGAAGAUAAUGAUAAUAUUUCGGAGAUACCUAAACAUCAUAAGAAUAAUAGUAAUAUUAAAAGAAGACGUGAUUCAGGCUCCACAGUUCUAAAUACAAAGUUGAAAGACUUGGUGAUCCAAGAAGUUUUUGCUCCAAUCACGACAAGAAAAAAUAGCACUGAUGAUAAUAAUAAUAAUUUGGGAGGUGGUGUAGUUAGAACUAUUUCAGGUAGGCAGUUUAGGAAAAAAGUAAGAUCUUCUUCCUCUUCCUCCACAUCUGUCAAUAACAGUUCACCAAUUAAUUCAAUGAGAAGAAAUUCCCACAUUUCUUUGGUGGAGACAGAUAAAGAAUCAGAAUCACCAUUGCUACAUAAAUUGAAAAAGGAAUGUAUCUCAAAUGCUAUCAAUAGUUCACAUUCAGUCAUGGAUUUAAAACAAUUUCAACAGAAGACUACGGUGAGAGACAACAUUUUACAUUCUGGAGCAGAUAUUGAUUCUAAAGAUUCACAAUUUCUUUUACAAAAUAAUCCAGAAAAUAAUAAAGAUAAUAAUAAUAUAAGUGAUUUGGAUAAUAUAAUUUCAGGUGAAAGACGUGAUAGUGAAUUGUUGAUGAAUGAAUUUUCUCCUCCUCCCUUGGAAUCGAUUGUAAUUGAAGAUCAGAGUGAUACAAUAGUAUCAAAAUUUAUUUUGUUAGAAGAUUUGACUCGUCAUUUGAAUAAACCCUGUGCCUUAGAUCUAAAAAUGGGAACAAGACAAUACGGUGUGGAUGCAAAUUCUUGUAAGCAACGGUCCCAGAGAUUAAAAUGUCAAAAGACGACAUCACGUAAAUUAGGUGUACGUAUUUGUGGAUUAAAAGUAUGGAAUGAAUCUUAUUAUAUUAAAAGAGAUAAAUACUUUGGCAGACGUGUAAAAGUUGGAUGGCAGUUUGUUCGGGUUUUAGCAAGAUUUCUUUAUGAUGGUCAACAAAUUGGUAGUAUUGUUAGGCACUUACCAAGAUUAAUAAAAGAAUUAGAUUUAUUGGCUUUGGAAGUGACAAAUUUGAAAGGCUUCAGAUUAUAUGGUGCUUCAUUACUGUUAAUGUAUGAUGGUGAUUUGACAUUAAAGAAGGGGAAAACAGUAAAAAUUAAGGUCAAUAUAAUUGAUUUUGCUAAAUGUGUCACUAAGGAUGAUAUGGAAGAAGGAUUAAGAUUAAAUUCAUUUAAAGUUCCACCGAAGAAUGGCAUCAAUGUAGAAGAUUUAGGAUUUGUUCGUGGGAUUAAAAGUUUAAGAUUUUAUUUCUUAACAUUAUGGAAUUAUUUGACUGUAGAUGAGCCAUUAAUAUUUGAUGAAGAUGAAUUAACAUAUUUUAUUAACAAUUCAAUGAAAUUGAAGGGGAAAGAAUUGUUUCAUAUUAAUUGGGAUUGGCUUGAUGAAUUUGAUAAAGAAGGAGAAUCUGAGUUUAAUAAUUCACAGAGUGAGUUACGCAAAAAAUGGAGAAAAUAUGAACUAAUAUUCGAUGUAGAACCUAGAUUUAGUAAUAAUGGCGAUGUUAGUGAUUAA
Messenger RNA from Arxiozyma heterogenica, 3129 nucleotides. It is a transcript of the gene KCS1, whose product is annotated as inositol polyphosphate kinase KCS1. Gene Ontology annotation, cellular component: nucleus; cytoplasm. Gene Ontology annotation, molecular function: inositol hexakisphosphate kinase activity. Lineage: Eukaryota; Fungi; Ascomycota; Saccharomycetes; Saccharomycetales; Saccharomycetaceae. Gene Ontology annotation, biological process: phosphatidylinositol phosphate biosynthetic process; inositol phosphate biosynthetic process. The record is from RefSeq and is a predicted model, not a curated record. The transcript has a single exon. The coding region runs from base 1 to 3129 and encodes 1042 amino acids.